Malus domestica (apple) is the source of this 1785-nucleotide messenger RNA. Its product is annotated as RING-H2 finger protein ATL13. The record is from RefSeq and is a predicted model, not a curated record. NCBI's taxonomy places the organism in Eukaryota, Viridiplantae, Streptophyta, Magnoliopsida, Rosales, Rosaceae.
UCUCUCUCUCUCUCUCUCUCUCUCUCAAUAUUUCAAUUUGCAACACAUGACACCAAGCCUAAAUAACUUUCUGGGGUUUGGAUGUUUUGGAGUCGGACUUGUUUCCAACUUUGCAUACCAGAUGGGGUUCUUCGGUUAGCUGCCUGAAGCUCAAAGCUGCUAUCUUGGGGAGCUCAUUGUUCCAAACCCAACCUUUUGUCCUUGGAAAAAACAAAAACAAAAAAUGGUAUGGAUGUGGAAGCUCCUUGAAAUCAAAGAAAAUGGGGUUUCUUCAAUUCCCACGUUCCCACCAUACUUUGUUCCUCAGCUUCCUCCCCCACCCCCAAAUCUCCAAUCAAAUAGUUUGAGUUUUGGGAACAAAGUCAGUCCAAGCAUACUGCUAAUAGUCAUAAUAGUAGCCAUUGUUUUCUUUGUUGCUGUGCUGCUCCACCUCCUUGUUAGAUUCCUCCUGAGGCCUCCAGCCAGAGAUUCAGAGGACUUGGAGAGUGUGACAGUUCUCCAAGGGCAACUGCAGCAACUGUUCCGCCUCCAUGAUGCAGGCGUCGACCAGUCCUUCAUAGACGCCCUCCCUGUCUUCUACUACAAAGCCAUCAUUGGAUUGAAAAACCCUUUUGAUUGUGCUGUCUGUUUGUGUGAGUUUGAGGCUGAGGAUAACCUCAGAUUGCUCCCCAAAUGCAGCCAUGCCUUCCACAUGAAGUGCAUUGACACUUGGCUCUUGUCUCACUCCAGUUGCCCUCUCUGUAGAGCUACUUUGCUCCCUGAUUUCUCACGCAGCAAUGGCUGCUCACCCAUUGUUUGUCUUGAAUCUGGGAGUGACAGCUCCAGAGAGAUGGUCUCUGAUAGAGAUGGACUCACUUCCCAUCUGGGUUUUCAUGGAGACAUGGAAUUGGGGUUGUCAUACAAAUCUUGCGAAAUUGUGGCGAAAAAUGAGGCUAACACGGCGGUGAUGGUGGAUUCCGGGAAAAAGGUAGUGCCUGUGAAGCUUGGGAAGUUCAGAAAUGUGGAUAGUGGGGGUGAGGGGAGUAGUGACAGCAAUGUGGAUUCAAGGAGGUGCUUUUCUAUGGGCUCAUUUGCGUAUGUGAUGGAUGACAAAUAUGAAUUGCGAGUACCGAUUAGAGCCUCGAUGAAAAGGCAAGCAAUGUCGGAAUGCGAUUGUGAGUCGAGGAGAGAAUUCAAGUUUAGUGGGGUCGAAGCAAUUGGAAGCCUUGAAACUCAAGGAACUAGUACUGGCGCUAGUUGUACUAAUGGCAAUGGCAGUAAUGGCAUUGGGAGGAGCAUGCGGGAGAGCUUCUCGAUAUCGAAGAUUUGGCUUAUGGGGAAGAAGGAGAAGCCAAAUGGGGCGGCAGAUUCGUCACGAAGGGCCUUUUCGUUUCGGUUUCCAGUGCACCAGAGUGCGGUGGCGGCAGGGGAGGGAGCGAAGGCCAAGAAUGUUGGGAGUGAGAGUAGGAGGACAAUUUCAGAGAUUGAAAUUGGGAGGUAGGAAAAUGGAGGGAGUGAAGUGGGUUGUGAUCAGGACAAUGUUAGCUGUAACAGUUUGGAUUCACAAGCAAAUCCACCAUCUUUUGCAAGGAGGACGCUGGUGUGGCUUACGGGAAGACAUUUGAACAAAGUUGUUUAUUCAUCACUUGAUCCUAGUGUUUAUUAGUAUUUAUUUGUUUUAAUUUAUUUGAUUUUGAUUUUUUUAGAUGGAUAAAUUAUUAUUUUUUAUUACUGCUUUCUGGAAGGUAUAUUUUGGUGUUGUGUAAUUGGGAAAUGAAGCGGACUUUGAGUAGAGAUAUUAACACA